Molecule: messenger RNA, 534 nt
Organism: Protopolystoma xenopodis
Lineage: Eukaryota; Metazoa; Platyhelminthes; Monogenea; Polystomatidea; Polystomatidae
Source: the annotation of a GenBank genome assembly
AUGAAACACAUGUCUCCGCCUUCUCUUUACUCAGGGCCAAGUUGCCAAGGCGAAGGAAACCAUGCUAACGGCAAACUAAUGGGCUAUGAACUGCUGAGUAGAUAUACUCAGGCAAAUCGAUAUGCGCGAAAGCAGCCUCCUCAGGUUGGGACAGACUCCGGUAGAGCGCCCAGAACGGGGAGACCACGAAUUCACUUCCACUCCGGAGUGGUACAGACUCUGUUCUGGCCCGAUCCGGGGUUAUCGCUCCUAGACGACUUUCAUUUGCGCUUGGACAACUACCGAAGAGGACACAGCCAGUGGUGGUGUUUUGCUUGUGAGGUGAAUUGGAGUCGGUCCGAGGUGGGCUACAGGCUGGUGGCACAUCGCGAAUAUCAACACGACUCGUGGGCCGAAGGAGACUUGGUCUUCUCCGGCAGAAGACGCCACCGAUGCCCACGGGAGCACAAGGACGCCGAGAGUCUAAACGUUCUGCAAAGCUUACUUUUGGUAGAAGUGGUUAUCACGACUAUCGAUCAAUCUCUAAACAAGUAA